Prionailurus viverrinus (fishing cat) is the source of this 690-nucleotide messenger RNA. It is a transcript of the gene BTG4, whose product is annotated as BTG anti-proliferation factor 4. NCBI's taxonomy places the organism in Eukaryota, Metazoa, Chordata, Mammalia, Carnivora, Felidae. The transcript is spliced from 4 exons. The record is from RefSeq and is a predicted model, not a curated record. The coding region runs from base 1 to 690 and encodes 229 amino acids. Gene Ontology annotation, cellular component: nucleus; cytoplasm. Gene Ontology annotation, biological process: negative regulation of mitotic cell cycle; negative regulation of cell population proliferation.
AUGAGAGAUGAAAUUGCAACAGCCGUUUUCUUUGUCACAAGAUUGGUGAAAAAACAUGAUAAACUGAGUAAACAGAAAAUAGAAGACUUUGCAGAAAAGCUGACGACAAUCUUGUUUGAAACCUACAGAAGUCACUGGCACGCCGACUGCCCUUCUAAAGGGCAAGCGUUCAGGUGUAUCAGGAUAAAUAAUAGUCGGGAUAAAGAUCCCAUUCUAGAAAGGGCUUGUGCUGAAAGUAACGUGGAUUUUUCUCACCUGGGACUUCCAAAGGAGAUGACCAUAUGGGUAGAUCCCUUUGAAGUGUGCUGUAGGUACGGUGAGAAAAAUCAUCCAUUUACAAUUGCUUCUUUUAAAGGCAGAUGGGACGAAUGGGAGCUUUCCCAACAGGUCAGCUGUGCUGUUAAUCGAGCUACAUUAGACUACGCCUCUGGCAUUUCCUCUGAUGAAGAAAGUUGUAACAAAGAACCGCAGAUCAUUCCUAAAGUCAGCAAUCCAAAGAGUAUUUAUCAGGUUGAAAACUUUAAACAGUCCUUUCAAUCUUGGUUCCAUGUCUCCCGCAAAAAGAAUAUGGCAGAUGGCCGUAUGGGCCUCCUAGGAAAUGCUUAUGCAUUGCAUAAAAAUCAUAAGCGUCAGAGGCCUGCUGCUAUCUACCGGGUAGACAGGUACCACUGGGUCAACACUAACCGAUAA